Molecule: messenger RNA, 2574 nt
Organism: Oxyura jamaicensis (ruddy duck)
Lineage: Eukaryota; Metazoa; Chordata; Aves; Anseriformes; Anatidae
Product: intercellular adhesion molecule 5-like
Exons: 8
Coding region: 443-2089 (548 amino acids)
Biological process (GO): cell-cell adhesion
Cellular component (GO): membrane
Molecular function (GO): integrin binding
Source: RefSeq, a predicted model, not a curated record
GAGCACAGCGGGGAUCCUGAGCCAGCAACACCGGCGCGCACGGAGAGCCCGGACCGAAGCCGGUACCGGUGUUCUUGGAGAGCCCCAGCGGAGCCAUCCCGGUGCGCACGGAGAGCUCGGACCGGAGCCGGUACCGGUGGCCUUGGAGAGCCCAAAGCGGAGCCAUCCCGGUGCGCACGGAGAGCCCGAUCGGAUCCACCCCGGUGCCCACGGAGAGCCCGAAUCGGAGCCGGUACCGGUGCGCACGGAGAGCCCGAUCGCCCUGGUAACCGAGAGUUUCGGAGACACCGACCGGCCCCAUCCCGGUGCGCGCGGAUUGCUCGGACCGGCCGCAUCCCGGUGCGCACGGAGACCGCCCCCCCCCCGCCCUCCGGUCCCUCCCCGGUGUUCCCGGAGCUCCGAACCAGCCCGGUGCCGGUGCCACCCCGGUGGCUGUCGCGCCAUGCGCCCUGCAGCGCUCCCACUGCUCCUGUGCGCCGUGAACAUGCUCGCAGGGCGGCUGCACGCUUCCUUCGAGGUGUUCAUCGAGCCGCCGGUGCUGGUGGUGGAGCACGGCGGGGCGGUGCGCCUCAAGUGCAGGACCACGUGCCAGGACCCCAGCACCACGGGCGAUGUGGAGACGUCGUUCUUCAAGCACAGGCUCGAGGCGACGGGGCCGGGCGAGACGGUGGUGGAGCUGCGUAACAUCACCGAGUGGAGCUCCACCAUCCUCUGCUUCUACUCCUGCAACAAGCAGAGGAAGACGGUGUCGGCCACCCUCAUCGCUUACCGUCCCCUGGAGCAGGCGGUGCUGGAGCCGGUGCCGCAGCUGGCGGUGGGCGAGAGCCACGAGCUGGUGUGCCACGUGCCCCGUGUGGCGCCCGUCCGGAACCUGACGGUGAUCCUACGCCGCGGUGCCACCACCCUGCACACCGCCACCUUCAAGCACAGAGCUGAGAACGAGCCGCAGGACGUGGCGGUGACGCACACGGUGACAGCGCAGCGCGGGGACCAGGGGCAGAACAUCACCUGCCAGGCGCUGCUCGACCUGCAGCUCAGCAACGUCCACUUCAACACCACCUCCUCCCCGCAGGUGCUGGACGUCUACGAUUUCCCUGAGGAUCCCCAGCUGGAGAUGGGCGAGAUCUACCUGGAGACGGAUGAGAAGCUCAACGUCUCCUGCAGCGUCCGGCACGUCUUCCCGGCGGCGCGCUUCGAGCUUUCCCUGGCCGGCCUCCCGCUGCCGUUCCACGUCACCGAGGACGGGCUCCGCGCGGUGGCCGAGGUGUCCCAUGCUCAGCAGGGACAAUUCGGGCUGGUUUGCAGCGUGAGGGUGGGACCCAAGGAGCGGCAGCAGCAGGCGUUGGUCCACGUCUACAGUAACCCCCAGCCGCAGCUGAACAUCAGCACCAGUGUCCCCAUGGAGGGGACGGAGGUGACCGGGCGCUGCCUCCUGCCACCCGGGCACUCCCCGGAGCUGCAGCUGCAGGUGACAGCGGGUCCCCGCGUCCUGGCCACCUGGGGACCGUCCCCGCUGGCCUUUGCAUGGACAGCCCUGGAGGAGGACGACGGCACCGAGGUGGUCUGCGAGGCCAGGAUGCGUGCAGGCAACAUACCCACAAAAAGGAGCACGCCCGUGGGGCUCAGCGUCACUGCCCUGCCCAGAAUGGAUGAUGGGAGCUGCCCCCCCAGCCAGAACUGGACGGAAGGCGAGGAGGUGACACUGCGGUGCCAGGCGCGGGGCAACCCCCGGCCCCAUGUGGCUUGUGACAAGGACGGGACCUCCGUCACCCCCGGGCUGCGGCACGUGGCCACCCGUACCCACACCGGCACUUACCGGUGCCGGGCCAGCAACGCGCUGGGCACGGCCGAGCGCAGCGUCACCGUGUGGGUGCAGUACCACGACAUCAACGUGGGGCUCAUUGUGUCCUUGUUGCUGGUGGCACUGGGCGUCCUGGUCAUCUCCGGCGUUGUUUACGGCAUCUACUACCGCAAGAAGAAGAUGCGCGAGUACCAGCUGCAGAAGAAGCAGCGGCUCAUGGAGAUGGAGCAGCGGCGCUCGGAGGAGACGGUCGCCAUCAACGGCUCGGCACCGGGGAGCCAGCCGUAGCCGCGCCGCUGCCAGAGCCGCCGCAGGGAGCGGGCUGAGGGGCACCUCCGGGUGCCAAGGGGCCGUGGUGGCACCGGGUGCCAGCGGGGAGCACCCGGCGGGACCUCGCGGAGGGGGCGACGCCGGGCGAGGCCAACACUACACGGGGGCGGCCGCCGUGGCCGAUGUCACCGCGGGAUGGUGACAGCCCGAGGACGGACCCGCAGUGCCAAGGGAAGUGGGCGCGGUUUGGGGUCGAGCGGUGACGUUCUGCGGGACGAAGGCGCUCCUCAUCCUCCUCGUGUUGGAGCCCAAGAACCGUGGGGGUUUCCCAGUGCUUGCUGCCCGCCCUGGGCUGGCCCGGGGCUUUGGCAGGAGCUGCUGCUGAGGAGGAGGAGGAGGAAGAUGAAGGUGCUCGGAGCGCCGUUUGUAUGCAUUGCACAAAUAAAGGCUGGGGGUGAUGACGAGGGGACCCCCCCCCCCCCCCCGCUGUGUUUCUGCCCAAA